AAAUGUGUAAAUUAUAUCUGAUACGUUCAAAUAUUUAAUCAAACCUGACAUUCGUUCAUAUCCGAAUUACUGUCGUCAUCUCGUAUGACUUAAUGCAGGUUUGUAACAACAGUUGUCUGAAUGAGCUUAUUUUCUAUUGUGCUAUCCAUGACAGGUGUAAUAUUUGGCGGGGGGAUAAGAAGUCAAAUGAAUAUGUUUAUAGACAGGCGCAUCUUUCUGUAUUAGCUCGUUGUGUUAGCACGCGCACAUUUCUCGUUGGCUCGCUCACUGUUCUGCUGUCACGCGCGUGUGAAUGCUCUGUUUGUCUACAUGUUGCGAGGGCGCAUCCUGCUUGGCAGCGCUUGGGCUCUCGGCUUCAAACUGUGCGAACCGCUGCUCUUCCCCAACCCCCGUUACACUGCUCAGGCAACGAGGGCGGGGCCAGCCCAAAUAAAUGUGGGGAGGGGAAAAAACGAAGACAACAAACCUUAAAAAUGUAGGCCACGGCGCGUGACCCAGUUCCUCAUGAACAACACAGCGAGUGUGAAUGUGGAGCAUGGUUAUUAUCCCCCACGCCCGGCACGGUUCCAGGGCGGUUCUACAGUGUGUUUUUUCUCUCUGUGCCAGGCAAUGUUCGGGGGCUUUUAGAAAUAUGAAAAAGAAGAAAGACAUGUUACAUUUAUCCAAUUUGCUGUUUAAAAUAGCAACAAGCCUGGCCUGUGGAGAGCAAACCCAACCAGCCAUCCACCCACCCACCCUUACUGUGUGAAAUCCACACCCCCUCAAGGAGAGCAGUGAGGUCACAGAAGACGAAAGCACCAUUGUGCAGUCAGAGGGAUGGAGGACAGGAGGCACCUGCCACCAGAUGGAGGUGGCAAUGCCAAACGCUCCGCCUCAGCUGAGUGUGACACAGAGGAUAGAGCAGUCAGGAAGGAGCAGGGUGACCCUGAGACCUCCACACAAUUGCGUGUGAGAAAAGAUGAUCUCUGCGAUGUUCCUCGCAAGGUGCCUCGUUUCCAGUAUGUGGAUUUCCCUUCCCUGCACCAGUGCAUCCAACAGCUUUCUGUGCCUCCGCUGAAUGGCUGGUUGGGAUCCUGCUCAUUGGCGAAGGCACCAAACUACAGGCCCGCCAGUCCUAAGGAAAAGGUGCCCAAGUUUAAAUACGUGGACUACCCAUCUCUCCACCACUGCAUUCAGCAGCUGUCUGUGCCUCCAUUAGAAAGCUGGAGUGCAGGGCUGGUCAGGUUUAAUGCAGAAGGGAAACAAGACGGCUCUGGGUCACAGAAGAGGCCCUCUCAACCUGGGACUGUGAAGAAUAACAUAAGCAAUGAGGCAGGAGAUCAAAACGAGGACAGGAGUAGAGUUACAGCAUUUUCUUUCCCAAGAAACACACACAACUCAGUCUCAGGCAAGGAGGAAAGGCCUCAACACGACUACACCUUAGAGGUGCCACAGAGGUUAGAGAAAGGUAACACACCUCUAAGGUCCCGUGCUACUAAACCAGAUGCUGCUUUGCAAUCAGAUUGCAGAUCCAGAGCAGAAUCUGGUUCUGGAUCUCAUAGCGACGCAGCAGUUGUGAGAAACGACAGACCGUCGGUUAUUAACAUGGUGCACACGGAUAAGCAGAAGCACUGGAUAACAGCAGAUCACCUGGAAGAACAAUUGAACUCUCCAGAUUCAGUCGGACGGGUACCAUGGAAAACCGUCCCGGAGUCAGUCUGCCCAUUCUGCCAACAGAUGUUCACAAACCCCGAGCAGUUCAGGGCUCAUCAGCGGAGCCAUAGAGAUAAGAGACCAAACUGAUGUGCAGAGGUACUGAGUGAGAACUGCUUUUGGCAAACAGUUAAUGCCACAUCAUAUGGAAUCGAAUCAUCAGAGGCCUUCUUGUGUUGUGACUGGCUAUAGUGGCAUUGCUGGCAGGACUAUAGGGAGAUCGAAGACACAUCAAGCACAUUAGACAGUUUGGGUUCAGACCUUAGGGAGAAUGCAAGACUUUGUCUUGACUGAUGUUGUGAAGUCUAAAAAGGCAGAACUGCAAAGACAGAAACACACAUUGCAUACAAUAAGCAUGCACAUACAGUGCACUUGCGAGAGUGCCGACACACUCACACACACGCAGAGUAUCCUAUUCAUGAUUCAGAAGAGGUCAAUAUUUACUGCCCCACAUAAGGACCAUCAGACAUAAUGGGGUUUCGGCUCAAGACGGGAUUAGAACCAGAUUUAUCGUCUCUUCCACACAUAUAUCAGCGUGUUUACAGGGGUGGGUGAAGCUCGAUGGACUGGUGCGUAAGAGGAUGAAUUUUAUUACAUGUGUUCCCCACACUGUGUGCAUGGUGGCAGGCUAAAUAUUUAGCUUUGGGUGCCUACAAAAUAAUGGCUAUUGUUAAUGCUGCACAAACAAACAGGCUUGAUGAUAAUGAUUUGUUACGUUAGCUUUUUAUUGUUUUGUACUUUUUAUGUUUUUGGAAAUUAAUGUCUAGUGGCUUUGAGCUAGUAGCUUUAAAUCUUAAAAAUGUACCGCUUGUUUUCAAGUGUUUAAUUGUGUGAGUAAAGAUUUUUCAUACAGAAACAAAUGUUCGAAUUUUCAGUACAGGUAUGCCCUCUACAAGAAAACCUGUUUGACAGGUUAGCGCUCAGUUUCGUAGAUGAAGUAUUUUAACUUUAUAUAAACAAAGGAGCUAAUCCAAAAUCAACAACUGCAGUGACACAACUCAUUUUAGGAAUGGAACAUUUAAAAAUGGAUUUUAGAUAUUGUGAAAGACAGCAAAGGUCAAGUAUUUCACAUUUGAUCUGAUUUUAAAGUUAGAGAGAAACAGUAACAUUAAUAGUUCAUUUUAUGAAACUCACAGACAGUUUACACAACCAAAUUUCUAUAUAUAUUUACAAAGGAAUAUUAUGGAUUUUAUUAUGGACUGUAUAUUUUAAUUUACAAAUACACAGAUUUCAAAUCACUAAAAGUUUAAUGAUCAUGAAUCUCCAGGACUUUCCAGAGAUCAGCUGUGGGUUUUCCUGUAUGCAAACACUGUUGCACUUUCAUUCCCACACAGAACAGAUCGACAGGACAGCACAGCACAGCACAUAUAUUUGCAGUGAGGGUUUUUAAAUAAUCUCAUACAGAUACGAUGAAACGUACUGGAAGAACCACAAAAAAACGUGUGAAAAAUGAAGGUAUAAACGCAAACAAAGAAGAGCUAAGAAGCGUGAGACAAACGGUUAUACGGUGGAAUGGAAGAGGACAAACAACACUGGGAUCUGGUAUUUGUUGUUUAUUAACCAUUUACAUUUGAAUGGUAAAUUAUUAACAAAUUUGUUUAUAAAUAUAUUUACAACCAUGGGAAAAUUACUUUCACUUUCACUUUGUCCUGAGAAUACAGUACGACGCAACAUGCCUAAUCAAUGCUUGUUAUUCUUAUUGCACAUUUCGUUUGUUAUCCUAUAAACUGCCAAUCAUUGUUCUGUAGGAUAUUCACAAGUGUAUGAUUUGACUGAUGAUCUCAGCAAGGAGGAAAAUAUUUUAGAGGUGAGAAUACGCUUACAUUAAAUACAUUCUAUUGAUAGCUUAUAGCUUAUAACAUGGUUGCAUCAUAAAACCAGUCAAAUAUACAAAAUAUCUGUAAAAAGGUGUUUAAAAAUGGCAGGUCAGCUUAAAGACAGUGAUGGUGGUCAAGUCUUAUCAGAUUACUUAUUGUAUCUUCUGUCUGGUCUGUGAAGGUGCUUUCUCCUCUCUCUCAAACUCAAUCAAUAAUGAAUAACCAGUCUGUAAACACUUCUGGAACUCAGGAAGAUGGAAACACACUAGAUACAACAAACACAGUAAGCACUGUAUAUUAACUUCAUUUCAUUGUCACCAACGGCAUCUGAACCAAACUCAACAUGGUGUCAUGAAGUUGUAAAUCUUUAUUAAUUUCCACCCAUGUCUUGCAUUUUUCCAAAGUGCCCGGUUUGUUUCUCUGCACUUAAACCUGCAUGUAUAAAGGGCACUACUGAACUGCUUCAGUGCACUCGAUGCCUGACCGCUCAGCUCCUAUGUGGCUCCUGCCUUUACCCCUGCACUUCUACUGCCUGCACCAACAAGCUGUGCCCCCUCGUCUCCACACUGCUAACCUGUGACUUGGUAUUAGAUCCAAAGAGCAAAGUGUUUGGUUGUCCAACGUUCAGAGCUUGUCCUAAAUGUCAUAAUCUGAUUAUGCAUGCAAAAGGAUGCAAGUUUGUAACAUGCGCAUCAUGCUUUCACCGGUUUUGUUUCAUCUGCUUGGAAGAUGAUUGUAGCAAGGAUAAAGCAAACUACUGGAAACUAACUUGCACAAAGCCGAGAGCAGAAAGACAGAGAUUUAUGUCACCACAAUCCUAAGAGAUUCCUCCCAGGGUUGGACAACAUUGAAUGAAUGAAUGAAUGAAUGAGGCACAGUGUCUAAAAUGCUAAUGCAAGAUUUGUUAAUUGCUAUACAGAAGUGAUCAGUAACAGAAUUUUCACAAACUGAUUCAAUCUACAAAAAUAAAAUAAAAUAAAAAUUUAUAAAAAUGCAUCGAUCCCAUCUUUCCCCAAUGUUUUGAAUCUAUGCUAUACCAUGCACCUGACUAACUUGGACUUUGGAUAGCAGGCAUAACAACUCAAGGAAAACUCAAUAAAGUAGCACUAGUUGACACUUGCUGAUUUGUAUCUUAUUAGUGAAACUGACUGUACAUUAUCUUUAUAUGACUCUCUGCCACUCUACUUCUUUUAUACCUAAAAUGUCAGCAACCUUAUCACUUAAAAUAACAGCUCAUGGUGCAAUACAGAAAGACACAUGCACCGUUCCAUUUUAAGUAUUGCUGCAUCUAAGGAUUCUUCAUAGCAACCUAUUAUUUUUUCAGUUCUAUAUUACUUACCAUUUUACUUAUUUCCCUUGCUAUUGUAGUGUUUUUAUUGUUGUUUGAGUGGUUUCAAGGGUCGACACAAGUUAGAGAUAAGAGAAUGCCUCCAUUUCAAGGAUUUCAAUGGUUGGCAUAACACUUGUUGGAUUUGUGCUGAUCAAAGUACAGAAGGGAUGAAGUUCAGAUGAAGUCUGAGCACCGAAACUUAGGCGACUAAAGGCUGGAAGACACUACAUGACUUUUAAAAUCUGAACAGAUUUUAAAGCGCUAGGCAUCAUACACUUUCCAACUUUGUAUAUAGUCACAUACACUACAUGAUUUUCACUGAAAUCUGUGGGGUGGGGGGUUGGGUGUUGGGAAAAAGUCUUGUAGCAUAUUCUAAGCCUUAGAUUAUUACAUAAAACUUUUUUUUUCUCAUUUUUUAUCAUCAUUUCAUCUCAUGCUUUCGGAGUGAGAUUCAAUCUAACAGUAUUCAUAUUAAAGUCUUACACAACAAAGUAUUGUCCAGAUUCAGGGUCUUAUUGUCAGGCACUUUAAAUCUUAGGGAAAUAUAGAUAUUUUUGAAAGGCAUUAAGGUACAAUCGAUAUCAAUUUGACAGAUGCUUUUACCUAAAGCAGGGACAGUCAUUUCAUGGAUAAAUCCAGGAAUAUAAUCUCAAAGGGAUUGUUCACCCAAAAAUGAAAAUUAUUUUAUUUACCAUCAUGUCAAUUCCAACCCAUUACACUUCAUUCUUUGAAACACAAAUUAUGAUAUUUUUAAUAAAACAUGUUUUGUCCCUCCACUGAAAGUCUAGGUAACUAAAAUUUAUAAGAUCCAAAGAAGCCACAAAGGUGUUGUAAAACAAAUCCAUAUGAAUCAAGAGGUUUAAUCCAAGUCUUGUGGAUUCAACAUAUAAACACACAAACAUAAAGUGCAUCAUGUUUGGUAAACAUGGAAGCUUGUGCAUGUGUCACAAGCUACAUCAAACAUCAUUGAUUAAGCUUCUACACUCUCAGAAAUAAAGGUACAAAAGCUGUCACUGGGGCGGUACCUUUUCAAAAGGUACACUUUUGUACCUAUUAUGU
Onychostoma macrolepis is the source of this 5898-nucleotide messenger RNA. RefSeq lists its product as uncharacterized. The record is from RefSeq and is a predicted model, not a curated record. Lineage: Eukaryota; Metazoa; Chordata; Actinopteri; Cypriniformes; Cyprinidae. The coding region runs from base 817 to 1782 and encodes 321 amino acids. The transcript has 4 exons.